UACCCUUAUAGUUUACUCUAACUACUGCUCUGGACAACAAGCAUCAACAUGCGAGUUAUUAUUUUCUCAGUCUUGCUGCUGGUCCUUUCGUUUUCAACAAAUGAUGUAGUUGGUCAUGGUAUGAUGUUCGACCCGCCGCAGCGAUCGUCCAUGUGGAGAUUUGGUUAUGAAACGCCCGUCAAUACAAUGGACAACUUCCUCAGCUGUGGAUACGUUGGGAUUCAAUACGAUGAUGUUAAUCAAGGGCGCUGUGGUGAAUGUGGCGACAUUUGGAGCGAUCCUCGCCCUCGUCAAAAUGACGAAGGUGGGCUCUACGGUACCGGGACGAUUGGUCGAGUGUACGAACAAGGAAGUGUCAUUGACGUCACGAUUAACUUGAACAUCAGCCACCUUGGGUAUUUUGAAUUCCGCUUGUGUCCCAAGAGCUCGGCUGAAGAAUUGGUCACUCAAGAUUGUUUAGAUCAAAACUUGCUAACACUCAUUGACGGAACGACCAGAUUUACUGUCGAUCAGAAUAUUGUCGAAGUUCUGUUCAUAGUGCAAGUCCAACUACCGGCUGCUAUUUCCUGCGAAAAUUGUGUCCUUCAGUGGUACUACAGAGGAGGUGGGAGAGUUGGAGAUUGCGGAGAUGGUACAACAGAUUACGGGUGCGGUGACCAAGAAACUUACGUCAACUGCGCAGAUAUUGCAAUUCGAUAAAACCUCAAUUCGAGAAUUUUAAUUUCCAUUUAAUUAAAUUCUUGGAUUAAAAUUACGCAAUUGUAGCGUUACCAAAAUUAUUUUGGAAAUUUGCGGUCUAUAUCUCGUGUAAUAUAUUCAUGAAUUAGGGUACACAUGCAUGAUAAAAAUACAUGAAUUUUAAGGGGU
Messenger RNA from Daphnia pulicaria, 867 nucleotides. RefSeq lists its product as uncharacterized. The coding region runs from base 49 to 699 and encodes 216 amino acids. The transcript is spliced from 4 exons. Lineage: Eukaryota; Metazoa; Arthropoda; Branchiopoda; Diplostraca; Daphniidae. The record is from RefSeq and is a predicted model, not a curated record.